This is a messenger RNA of Limulus polyphemus (Atlantic horseshoe crab), 1566 nucleotides long. RefSeq lists its product as uncharacterized. The transcript has 2 exons. NCBI's taxonomy places the organism in Eukaryota, Metazoa, Arthropoda, Merostomata, Xiphosura, Limulidae. Bases 12 to 518 code for a protein of 168 amino acids. The record is from RefSeq and is a predicted model, not a curated record.
CAAACCGUUCAAUGUUGUCUCCAGAAAUAUCUAGGACCGAAAGUCAACACCGUUCAAUGUUAUCUCCAGAAAUACCUAGGAGUGAAAGUCAACACCGUUCAAUGUUAUCUCCAGAAAUACCUAGGAGUGAAAGUCAACACCGUUCAAUGUUAUCUCCAGAAAUACCUAGGAGCGAAAGUCAACACCGUUCAAUGUUAUCUCCAGAAAUACCUUGGAGUGAAAGUCAACACCGUUCAAUGUUAUCUCCAGAAAUACCUAGGAGCGAAAGUCAACACCGUUCAAUGUUAUCUCCAGAAAUACCUAGAAGCGAAAGUCAACACCGUUCAAUGUUAUCUCCAGAAAUACCUAGGAGUGAAAGUCAACACUGUUCAUUGUUAUCUCCAGAAAUACCUAGGAGUGAAAGUCAACACUGUUCAUUGUUAUCUCCAGAAAUACCUAGGAGUGAAAGUCAACACUGUUCAUUGUUAUCUCCAGAAACCGGGUUUCGAUACCCGUGGUGGGCAGAUCACAGGGGUUAAAUUUGGGCUGAACUGUCCAGAACGGUGUUCCGCCUCAUGAAGAAUCAAGCCAUUAACGCUCCUGGUCUUCAUAUCGAAAAUAAAAGUUGAUCCACGCCGGGUCACAAUAGGAAGUUCUGCCUCUUUCAAAGUCCCAAUUUAACCACUGCUUUUAUUGAAGGCUUAAAGAAUUCGCCCACGUCUGGUCAAUCUGGAAUCUCAAAAGCUGUGCCUACUAAAUAACAAUAUUGUGACAAACACACACACACACAUAGGGUAGAAAAGGUUUAUCAUAGUGCAUUUAUUUGAAAGUUUAUUGGCUAGAAUAUUUAGGUGACGGGAUACGACAUCCUGAGGUUUAUCAUAGUACAUUUAUUUGAAAGUUUAUUGGCUAGAAUCUUUAGGUGAUGGGAUACGACAUCCUGAGGUUUAUCAUAGUACAUUUAUUUGAAAGUUUAUUGGCUAGAAUCUUUAGGUGACGUGAUACGACAUCCUGAGGUUUAUCAUAGUACAUUUAUUUGAAAGUUUAUUGGCUAGAAUCUUUAGGUGACGGGAUACGACAUCCUGAGGUUUAUCAUAGUACAUUUAUUUGAAAGUUUAUUGGCUAGAAUAUUUAGGUGACGUGAUACGACAUCCUGGUAGGUGUUAUUAAACAGUAAAUAGAAGGUGGAGAUGCAUUUCACUAGGACAUGUCAUUUUAAUAACUAUGUUGACGCCCAGGUGACGCUUGUCCUACUACUAACUUGUAUUUUAAAAAAAAGACUCUUAUGAAAGCACAAAGACUUUUUGAUUUUAUUAUUUCGAACCAAAGUUAUUAACUUUGUACAGAAACAUUUAAGAGAAUUCUGUGUGCAUGUAGUUAAGCGAAAAUGACAUUAUACUGUGCUUGGCACGGAUGACGUCAUGUUCCUUUACUAUUUUUGGCCCAGAUAAUAAAGCGAGUGUUGAACUGCAGGCUGUCGGGACUGAAGCAUUGUUUGAAAUCUUCUAGUUUGAAAACCCGAAGCAAAUCACAUUUUUUCAAAAUUAACACUAAAAAUAAAACGUUAAAAGUGUUGCGUUAAUCACU